GCUGCCUGGACGGUGCCGGAGAUGACGGUGGAAGCGGUACAAGUGCUGAUGGCCUUGCAGAAGCGCUUGACGGCGGAUGAGCAGCUCAACCUCGAGCAACUCAGGAGGUUGGCUGCCAUCGCCUCGGAGAGCUUGGUGUCCAGCCUCCUCACUGGUGCUGGCGCCACUGCCCAUGCCAGUGGCACGCUGUUGGCACUCGCCAUACGGGCGGCGCCGAUGUGCGAUUCGCAUCGCAUGGACCAUUUUCAGAUCUUCUUGGAGGUGCUGCAACACCGUAGUCCUGAGUUAGCCAAGGCACAGGGCGCCGCGGCACAAGUGGCUACAGUCUUGGCACAGGCGAUUGCCGCGCUGGCCUCCUCCAAGACGGCCUGUCGUGCGUCCGGUGCAGCGGCCACGACGGGUGCACGGCUGGUGGCGGUGGCGUUCUUGUCGCCGGCCUUGCGAGAGAAAGACGACGCCAUGAGGCUCUUCGUGCGUGGGAUCGUCAGGGGUCGUUAUCGUCAGGUGCGGCAGGACCUUCCCUCCGACCCGCGGCCGCGACCUCCGAUGGAUGGCGACCUCGAGCUCCGCACCGCUCCGCCCGGGACCGCGCGCAGUCCCGCGCUGGGCAGCGGGGACGACGGCGGCGAGGGCACGGAUGAGGAGUCGGAGAGCAGCUGUUCUGGGAGCUCCAGCGCUGCGGAGGAGAGCCGUGUAGCUGGACCGGUCCGGCAGAGACCCGGUCGGGCCGGAAGAAAGACGGAGCGACAUACGGACCGUGGAGAGGUGAAGGAGGCGGACCUCGCAGCACAGACCAUGGGCAGUGACUUCGCACUGCAGCGGGUUCCCAAGCACGCGCGCUAUGGUUGGUUCUCCAUGGCCAUUGAGCAGGUCGCGCAGGGUGGCUGCGUCGUGGUGGUCGUGGUCGGCGCUCAGUUGGGACAUCGGAUGAGUGCCACGGAGGCGCUCGUGGCGGUGGUCUUGGGCAAUGGAUUUCUCGCAGUGAUUUGCAUGGUGGUGGGUGCGAUCGGCUGCCGCGAGGGCUUGACCACCUCGCUCUUGGCGCGUUGGACGGGCUUCGGCGUGGUCGGCUCACAGCUCCUGAGCUUCAUCGUGACGCUCAGCUUAGUGAGUUGGUUCGGAAUCCAGGCGGCCAUCGCCGGAGAAGGCUUGCACACCAUCACCAGCGGCAUCACCAGUUUGCAGCUAUCUUGGCCUUGGACCGCACUCAAUGGUUUUCUGGUGACGUUGGUGGCAGCCUUCGGCUUUCGCUACAUCGUGGGCAUCGCCUGGAUCACUGGCCCGGCCUUUCUGGUGGCCGUCGUGUGGGCCUUGUGGCGCGUGGAGGAAGCACACGCUCCCAGCGAAGACACGCAGCGCAUGUCCGUGGGCGAAGGCACGAACCUGGUGGUGGGCGGCUACAUCGUCGGCUCGGUCAUCGUCAGCGACGCCUUUCGCUUCAGCCGCAGCAAGCGACAGGUGGUGUCUCAAGUGCUUCUGCCGCGAUCCUUGGCGAUUAUCGGCUACAUGUUGGCCGGGGUGCAGAUGGCGCGGAUGUGCGGCACCGACGACGUGAUCCAGAUCAUGAAGCGAACCGUUGGCCUCUGGGCGGUGGUCGUCGUGGUGGCUGGAGAGAUGGUCAUCAACUGCACCAACUUGUACUUCUCGGGCUUGGCCUUGGUGGCCAUUGGAGAAGCUCGGGUCGAAGCGGGUCGAAGCGGAGAGGCCAACUUGGCGAAGACAUCGCCACCUUUCCAACUGGUCCACCUUGCUGAUCGAAGCAACUGGUGCAUGGCGUUGAUCCAACUGGUCCAUCCAGCUUGGUCCACCUGGCUGAUCCCUUUGGGUGCCGUUUUUUCACCACGCGUCGCGCCGGGGAGCGAGGAUCAGAGCUGCGGCUUUCAACUGAACCGCCCAGUGGUGACGAUGAUCUGUGGAGUGCUGGGAAGUGUCUUCGGCGCUCUGGGUAUCUUGAAGAAGUUCAUCAGCUUCCUCACCGUGCUGGCCGUGGCCUUCCCACCAGUGCCAGGCAUCAUGUGCAGCGAGUACUUUCUGGUGAAAGCCUUCCGUCCAAGCUUGGAGGAGUCGCGCCGUGCGGGUGGCGCUCUACCGAGCUGGGCACCCACGGUGGUGCCCUGGGCGCUGGUGAUAUGGCUCCUGGGAGCGCUGGCGGGGAAGUUUCUUCCCUUGGGCGCUCCUUAUGCGACUUCGAUGUUGCUCCCGGCGUUGCUUUACUUCUUGGGUGCCCAGUGUGGUCUCAGCAGCCGUGUUUACGGCAGCAGCCGCACACAGACCUGUCGCGAUGGAGAUCCCGACCGGUCCACGUGAGCGGUGCGGCCGGGCCACGUGAGCGCGGAGAGGAAGGGCGAGGACUCGGACGAAGGAAGAUCGAAGUACUUGGGUACUUCGAAUUCAGCUCAGGAUAGAGA
Durusdinium trenchii is the source of this 2408-nucleotide messenger RNA. The record is from the annotation of a GenBank genome assembly. Lineage: Eukaryota; Dinophyceae; Suessiales; Symbiodiniaceae.